Molecule: messenger RNA, 3456 nt
Organism: Formica exsecta
Lineage: Eukaryota; Metazoa; Arthropoda; Insecta; Hymenoptera; Formicidae
Product: beta-1,4-glucuronyltransferase 1
Exons: 6
Coding region: 1074-2594 (506 amino acids)
Source: RefSeq, a predicted model, not a curated record
UAGUUAUGAAAACGGCCGCUGCGCGGCGCCACUGGCAGCGUCGCGCACUUCCACCCGCUCCGCACCAACUUCAGUGCUUCGGUCAACUUCAGUCGGAUGCUGUCGCUCGAGCAGCGCAUUCGUAUCCAAGGGGAGGUUUCUUCUCGCAUCGCGCGCGCGUUCACCCUUCUUCCUUACAUUUGUUCUUUCCAUGUCUCUCUCGCCGCGACGCGGACAUGACGCGCGAAACGUAACCGUCUUCGUCCGGUCAAAUCGUAUCGAAUUAUCAGACUCUCCUCUCUCGUUUGUCGCGCCGCGUUCUUGUCCCUCGCCGCUCUCUCGACACACACAUACACACACAACAAACGUAUCUUUCUCUCCUCUCUCCCGUCCCUCAUCCCUAUCCUCUCGGCGGGGCGAGCCAAAAACUCAUUGCGCUCCGGGAAUAUCCUCUCCCGUCUCGAACCGGUAAUAUCUCCGUGAUUAGCGAGAGUACCCCGAUCUCUUCGCGGUGUCGGACCCGGUCAUUUUCCGUCCGCGACGUGUGUCGUCGUCCGCGAGCAAACUUCAAGGGAGAGAAAAGAAAAACGCCGUCCCGGUGAGAUGCGCGAGUCCGCGCCGCGUCGCUUUUCGUGACUUGGCGAGCGGAAUUCCGCGCGACGGAUUUUCCGCGAAGGAUUUCGGGUGGUGCGUCGCGGCCACCGGCUUGCUGUUCGACCAGAGGCGGCGACGGAGAAAGAGGCGGAGGUGGAGGCGCCGGAGAGAGAGAGAGAGAGAGUAUUUUGGGAGGAUGCGCGGCUGAGGCGAUCGCUGGUGCGAUAGAACCGGAUAUCGUCGACCUCCAGGAGAUCAUGAGAGAAAGCAAAUCCUGAUUGCCGUGGUCCGCGAAAGGAUGGACGCGAAGGGUCGACAUCGGCGAGAAUCCCGAAUCCGGCAUUAACAACCUAACGCAAGAGAAAGGAACGAAUUAACAUCACCGUCGUCCGGAAGAAUUUAUCGCGAGGAGGAUUCCUUCGAGAAGCGACGAAGAACCAGCGCGCGAUUAUUCCCUCCUUCUCUCGCAUCCCUCGUCACCGCUAUCGGACCCAUAGGAGAUGAGCAUCAUAGCCAUCGCCCGCAGGAACUGGGCGCUGCGCCUAUCGGUGGUGUUGAACGUGUGUGUGCUGUUGUACGUGUGCGCCCACAUCGGCUCGUCCGGCCCGUGGAUCGAGGAACCGCCGACCAAUUGGGCGGCGGCCCCGGAGACUUACGAUCUCGCGACCAACGGCACUCAGAAGGGCGUCGCCACGUCGUUAUCCUCGUCCUCGUCGUCGGCCGCGGUCGCCGUCAAAGAUGCGACGUCGGCAAACAACAACAACGGCGUCGGCCGUCCACUCAGGAUCAGGCUUGUCACCACAACGCUGCCUCCCAACAACGGGGCCAAGGCCGAGACUCUCGAUAAGUCGCGAGAGCACCCGCGUAAUCAGACGGCGAAGAACGGCACGUCGAACAUCGCGCGCGAACCGAUGAGCCUAAAGGAGGCCGUAGACUGCAAUGAGAAGUCGACCGAGCCGAGGCGGGCGCAGCGCGGCGAUUACUGGGUGCUUUACAAUUACGUGCCGAUGAGCAUGGCGGUGAGAUGCUGGGAGAGCGUGACAUAUACCACGCACGCCGACUACACGUUCCUGGAUAAUCUGGAGCCGCUGCUGGAGCGCUGGCGGGCGCCGAUAUCGAUCGCCAUGCACGCACCCGGCACCGACUUUCCGGCGACCCUCAACGCUAUCAGGUAUUCGAGAAACUGCGGUAGCCCGCUGGUCUCGCAGCUGGUGACCUUCCACGUCUUCUUCAGCAGCAAGCACGUGCCGAAAAUGGUACCACCAUCGGAGAAGAUAGUCUCCGACACAUAUAACUGCUCGCUCGGGCCGCCAUGGGUGAACGUCAGUCUCGCAAAAAUGUACAAAAAUGAGAAGAAGCUGCUUUAUCCGGUGAACGUGGGCCGCAACAUAGCGCGUGAGUCCGCGCCUACCUUCUACGUAUUUCCCAGCGACAUCGAGCUAUACCCCAGCCCGAAUCUGCCCACCAAGUUUCUCGAAAUGAUUCGCAGGAGGGAUCAGCCGGCCCUCCACAAGCCCAAUCCUAAGGUCUUUGUGCUGUCGAUUUUUGAGGUGGACGAGAAGAGUCAGCCGCCCAACAACAAGACGCAUCUGAUACAGAUGCUGAAAGCGGGCACCGCCAUACCAUUUCAUAAGAAAUUAUGCUCCGGCUGUCAUAACGUGCCGAAGAGCAAGGAGUGGCAGGAAGCACCAGAGACGGAGGAUCUGCACGUCUUCCACGUCGGCAAGAGAACUGGUAGCUUCGUUCACUGGGAGCCGAUCUUCAUUCAGAGAAUGUCUAAGAAAAAUUAUAGCGAUACAUCGAUAUUUAUCGUUUGCAAACAGGGAUACGCGCUCUGCGUUCUUGAUUACGAUUUUCUCAUCCUCGACAACGCUUUCUUGGUCCACCGGCCCGGCAUCAAGAUCUUUAAGAAAGAUACGCAUCGCGACAUGCUCACCGCUAAGACGAACGCACUUAUCAAGAAGAUUAUCAUGCCGGAGCUGAAGGUACUGUACGGCACGAGAAAGGGCUGCGCCGUGUAGCCCGUGGAGUUGUCAGCACGACGGCGCGUGCUCUAUAGGUGCUCAUCUAUACGACGGAACCACUUGCGAUCUUCUCUGUCGUCCGUAUCGUCGUCAAGCUUCGUCGCGCGGCGGAUUCGGCAACGAUCCGAUAUUGCGACUCGUUCACGGACUCCGGGAGCGUGUUCACGUGCGUUCUGUGCGGCCCUUUCGCAAGCUAGGCCCGCUGAGGAACGUUCGCUGCGUAGGAUAGAGGGUAUCCCCCUUUUCCCCGAAUUAUGCCAACUCAACGGUGCCGAACUAAUUAUUACAUAAGUAUUUGGUGAGUUUAUAAAGCAACAACGGGGCACGACACGUCGUGUCUCCGUGAUAAACGUGUCUCAUCGCCAUUAUUGUUAUCAUCUUCGUCGUCAGCAAGCGUCGGCAUUAACAUGACGACGCCCUUAAAUUCUCUCGACAGUAAUUCUCCAGCUUUCAUAAAAAAGAAUCUAGCAUGUAAAAAAAUCGUACCACGUAUUUUUCACUGGUCGAAUAUAUUCUCCUCUUAGCAAGUACAGUUGUAUAUAAUAAAAUGGUGCCUCGUAUACAUCAGUACGUCUACAAGAUUACUGCGCUUUCGGUGAAAGUUACGAACGACAGUGUCAAUUUCGACGCGACUUCGUGACUCGUGACCGAUCAUUAAAAUCGCAAUGUUUCAUAUUCAAGAAUUCAGAUAUAUUAAGGAAUACUGCGGUAUAUGUGAUAUACUGUUGCAAAUAUUACACCAAUAUUACAUAAAUUAUUUACAUAAUGCAAAUAUUAUUGCUCGCGAAAUAAAUUUUCAUCUAUUUAUUUGUAGAAUAUUAAAUGGUGAAACAAUCUAAAAUUAUGUAUAAUCGUAUAA